Molecule: messenger RNA, 1233 nt
Organism: Anopheles aquasalis
Lineage: Eukaryota; Metazoa; Arthropoda; Insecta; Diptera; Culicidae
Product: pancreatic lipase-related protein 2-like
Biological process (GO): lipid catabolic process
Molecular function (GO): serine hydrolase activity; lipase activity
Source: RefSeq, a predicted model, not a curated record
UAGUGAUUGGUUCUCGCCAUUCUUCACGACCCAACGGCAGUGCAACGACGGGGAACUCUGGUCCACCGUACAGCCAAAUAUGGUUCUUGAGUGACGGUGCCUCGAAAGUCAAGUUUGAAGAUACGCCCAAAAGUGAUGUUAGAGACCGCACGGUUCGUGUGGAUCGCACUCUUGUUGGCCGCGCUUAGCCUCCAUCUCAGCACCGGGGCCGAUUGGAACUUUCUCAAGUGUUUCGAAACGGUGAAGCAAUGUCCGAAUCAAAAUGUGUCCUUCUACCUGUACACGAGAGCAACCCAAAACAAUCCGACCAAACUGGACAUGUUCGAUCCGGCCACCGUCAUGAACGCUAACUUUAUCCGUGGCCGCCCCUUGAUCGUGCUAAUCCACGGUUACACCGGUCACCGGGAUUACGCCCCCAAUCCAACGAUACGCCCGGCUUACCUCGCUUACGAUGAGUACAACAUCAUCUCCGUCGACUACAAUCCGCUUGCCCAGGAACCGUGCUACCUGCAGGCCGUCCGCAAUCUUCCAACCGUCGCCAACUGCACAGCGCAGCUGCUCGACUUUAUCAUCGCAAGCCGGAUCAUACCGCUGGAAGACAUCCACGUCGUGGGGUUCAGUCUCGGUGGCCAGACUUCCGGCAUGAUCGCGAACUAUCUGAAGGCGGGCCGGCUAAAGCGCAUUACGGGGCUCGAUCCAGCCAAACCACUGUUCGUGUUUGCUGCGAACGAGUACAAGCUCGACCAGUCGGAUGCCGAGUUCGUGCAGGUGAUCCACACGGACGUGUUCCAGCGCGGUAUACUGCACCCGAGUGGCCACACCGAUUUCUACGUGAAUGGGGGCGUGGAGCAGCCGGGCUGUGAUGCGGCGACCAUGAUGUCGCCCGGCGAGUGCAAUCAUAACCGGGCGCCCGAGUACUUUGCCGAGUCGAUCGGCACGCAGGUCGGAUUCUACGGGUACCGGUGUGCCCACUGGUACCUGUACAUGCUCGGUAUCUGCCGGGGCAAUGGGGCGACCGACCAGCAGCUGGCCAUUAUGGGGGCCCACACUCCCAACACGACACGAGGCCUCUAUUUCCUGACCGUUAACAUGAUGCCACCUUACGCAAGAGGAAGGAACUUUACACUCCGCGAAGAGCUGGCGAUGAUCACGGCGAAUAUUAUGAGUUAGGCUUAGGACACCUGAGGAAGCCCCACGACGAUAAUGAGACGACGACGAAUUAUGAAAUAAACA